CACGCUCCCGAGGCGCCUUCCAAGUCUCCGCUCCUGCGAGGGAGCCGAGAUGUCCGCAGGGCCGCGCUUCGGCCCUGGCCUGACGGUGCCACGGCAAAGCUCCCCGCUCGCCCCUUCCUCCCUCCCUGCACCCAAACGCACGCACAGGGGGUUUUUUUUUUUUGCUUUUUUGUUUGUUUGUUUGUUUUUUUCGCUCCCAACCGCUGUGCCGGCUUGGGGAGAAGAACGCCUUCGGAGCUCGGACCGUAGCACCAGUUGCUCUUUGAACCGUGUUGGCAACCUCCGGAUGCGACAGAGCAAUUAAAUGCAAUUCCCUAACAGUCUUCACUUAAAGAUUAACUCUGUUCUGAAACCGCUUAGGUUGGCAGGUGAAAGACAUGUCACGGAGACAUGAUCUUUGUUCUGCUCCAGCUUAAAAGGCCCAGGGGUGGCAGGUAUCGUCUCCGCGUCAGAUCUGGUUUGUUUUGCUGGCAGUACAAAGCGCGUUGCACCCUUUCUCUUCAGUACGAGCCAAACGCAGCACUUGUUUCUCGGGAUGGGAGGCAGACGGAGGGACGGGUCUUGCGUUAUAAAACGUUAAGAUCGCCAAGAGAUGCUCCCUGGAAGCCUCGCUGGUGGCGACGCGCUAGGAGCUUCAAAGAGAAACCCGAUCUCAGGGCGGUGUCGUUCCCGCAUCGCCCCAAAUCUGAGGCUGCGAGUCGACUGGAGAGUUCGCGAGUCCGAGCGCGAGCGGCGACCGGGGACGACGCCGUUGGGUUGACUCCCUUCGCCAGGCUUCCUGCCCUUUUCGGGAGCCUGAUUCCUGGAAAGGAUUUUCACUCUCCGUUUGGCUAUUAGGCCCCGACUGAAACGCCUCUAAUUCAUUGUGUGCAGACGCUCCUAGAUCCGUUACUCUGCUCACGUGAGAAUUGAAAAGAGGGGCUUUCCGCAAACUCAGCAGUUUCCUGCCCAGCUUCGCAGAGCGUUUUCUGACUCUGGCUGAAUUCUUUUCUUCCUUGCAGGACAAUAUCCCACCCAGCCGUCCUACCCGGUCCAGUCUCCGGGCAAUCCUCCCGUGUACCCACAGACUAUGGCCCUUCCUCAGCCGCCGCCAUACACGGACGCACCUCCUGCUUAUUCUGAGCUUUAUCGUCCCAGCUUCGUGCCUCUGGGGGCUGCCACCGUACCUACAAUGUCUGCGGCGUAUCCGGGCACUUCGGUGUUCCUACCCAUGGCCCAGUCGGUGGCCGUGGGUCCGCUAGGCUCUUCAGUCCCCAUGGCGUAUUACCCCGUGGGACCUGUUUAUCCUCCAGGCUCCACAGUCCUCGUUGAAGGCGGCUUUGAUGCUGGAGCAAGGUUUGGGGCUGGUGGAACAGCCAGCAUCCCUCCCCCCCCUCCUGGCUGCCCCCCCAACGCCGCCCAGCUGGCCGUAAUGCAGGGAGCCAACGUCCUGGUGACGCAACGGAAGGGAAACUUCUUCCUGGGAGGCUCAGAUGGCGGCUACACUAUCUGGUGAAGAAGGAAGGGGAGGGGGAAAAAGGGGGGGCUACAUUUGUGUAAGGAAAGACAUCACAUACUGUCAGCACUUCUCACAAUGUAACUGCUUUAG
Messenger RNA from Struthio camelus australis, 1588 nucleotides. NCBI's taxonomy places the organism in Eukaryota, Metazoa, Chordata, Aves, Struthioniformes, Struthionidae. The record is from RefSeq and is a predicted model, not a curated record.